AUGGCUGCCCCUGCCGAUCAAUGGGUAGUGGCCAUACCUACCUUCGAUCGGCUGCGAAUCAUCGGCUCACAUACUCUGAAUCUGGUGCUUUCUGCUGGCAUCCCGCCCAAUCGCAUCUUUGUCUUCGCAGACCCGAGCCAAUAUCACGAGUACCAGAAGCUGCUGCAGCCUCACGGUGUCAAUGUGAUCGAGGGCGCCAAGGGUGUAUGCCAUCAGAGGAACAAGAUCAUGAACUUCUUCCCAGUCGGGGCCCGCAUUGUGGAGAUGGACGAUGACAUCAAAGGGCUGCUUUGCUCGACAGGAGCAGUGCGCAGCGACAAGUCGGCACAGGUCGUGGACGUUCCCGUAUCAAGCCUGCCAGGCGUUAUCGACCAUCUGUUUGAGGUGGCCAGCCGCGAAGGCUGCGUUCUUUGGGGAGUCUACCCAGUGUCGAAUCCCUGGAUGCUCUCCCGCACCUACUCCACCGGCUUGACGAAGGCAACCGCCCAGAUGAUGGGGUACAAAAAUCCUGGCGCAGAGAUGAAGUUGACUAUGCCCGUUAUGGAGGACUACGAGCGGAUACUUCGCCUCUACGUCGCUGGUAAGCGCUGUAUGCGCUGCGACUACCUCGCAGUGAAGACCGCUAACAAGGGUCCCGGUGGUUGCGCAUCAGCCUUCACCGAAUACAAGGUGAUCGAGGACGAGACCCGGAAAAGCUUACCGGCCAUGCUCCAUCCCCGUGAGAUACUGGAGUCACAGGUUGCCAAGCAGCUCCGAGAGCUUUUCCCGGAUCUCGUGACGUCCGUCACCAAGCCCAAGCCAAAGGAGAAAAGCGCAGCAGGCAUCGGACGCGUCGCGUAUCAUCCUCCAGGAUGGGUCGUGACUUUCUCCAAGCCGAAAAUCCGGUAUAUCUCGGCGAAGGAUGUCUCCGGAGACUUCGCCGAGAUGUGGCUCGUUCACUUGAAGUUGGGUUGUCGGGGGACCUCGGAUGUGCAGGUAGACCUUACUACAGUGCCUGGCGAGGGGAGUACUUCUGGCCGUCCGUUGCAGCUGCCAUCGCUGCAAGCACAGGCGAGGACAAUGAUGAUGCCGGUGGUGAUGUGGUGGGUGCCACGAGUUAAGAGGAUGCUGAUGCUGAUGACGGUAAACAUCGUGACAGAGCCUGUUAUGAUCCCUGCGGCUGAUGCUGCUGAUUGGCAAACUUCUCGGCUUUUUUGGCUGAUCACAAAGCUGAAGCGAGGUGGAUUUGCGAACCAACAAGCAGAGAAGGCUCCGGCGCCGCAUGGCCCGACUGGCAACGGGCCUGACCAGAAGCAAAGAAGAGCCUUCCAGAAAGCCCAGAAGGGGAAUCGAAGCAGAUCGGAAGCGACCCAAGGAGAAGGAGGGGGAUCGGAAGAAGCGGGGCGCCGGCACCGAGAGAAGAAGGACGAGGAGCCGGUGAAUCGUGUUUUAGCACUGAGACCUUUUCCGGUGUUUGGGAUCAGGGAGUGCCAACUUCCCAACAUGAAAAGCUUUGCAGCUUUAGCGCUAUUCGCAGUGUCGAGCCACGCAAGCGAAGAUGCAGAGCGCGCUCGGAUUCUCUCGGAAAUCGAGGCGCUCAAAGGCCAGCUUCAGCAGCAGCGCACGAUCAUCCAACAGCAGUUCCUCCAACUCGCCAACCUGGAAGAAGACGAGGAGCGGCGACUUCAGACCGUGGGCAACGUUACAGCGACUGCCUGGGCAACGGAGAAAGCCGCUCUUGAGGCGACCGACGGGAGCAUGGGGGCGGCCAUGGACACUCUUUGGCUCUGUUUGUGCGGUGCUUUAGUUAUGUUCAUGCAUGCCGGCUUCGCCAUGUUGGAGACGGGAUGCUGUCGCUCCAAGAACGCGUCCAACGUGUUGAUGAAGAACUUGGUCAACGUGUGCGUAGGCACUCUUGGAUGGUGGGUUCUUGGAUACGCUUUUGCCUAUGGGGGCGGCAUCAACCGGUUCAUUGGCACGACGAACUUCCUUGGCGAAGGUUUCUACACAAAAGAUGCAUCCGGAAACAUCCUGGCACCAGGUUGUGCCAACAAUGCUUGCCAGAGCACGGCACUGGCCUGGUUUUUCCAGUGGGCAUUUUGCACAGCUGGAGCCACGAUCGUGAGCGGAGCUGUUGCUGAGCGCGUCCAGGGUCCAACAUAUGCCAGCUAUGCGUUCGUCAUGACCUCGUUAAUCUACCCUGUGGUCGUGCACUGGGGUUGGAGUGGCAGCGGCUUCCUCGGAGACAUUCUGGAUGUCGGCGUCAUGGAUUUUGCUGGUAGUGGCAUCGUGCACUUGACCGGUGGAGUCAGUGGACUUGCCGGAACAGUCGUGCUGGGGCCACGGAAAGGGCGCUUUGUCAACCCAGAGGAGUUUGAGCCUCACAACCUUCCGCUCGUGGUCUUUGGAACGUUCGCAUUGUGGUUCGGCUGGUACGGAUUCAACCCGGGUUCAACCCUGGGCAUGUCCGAUGGUGCCACUGGUGCACUGGCGGCCCAAGUGGCCAUGAACACCACAAUUGCUGCAGCCACGGGCGGUAUCACUGUCUUCCUCCUCCGCUACAUUAUCCUUCGCAAGUAUGAUGUGGGUGGGCUUUGCAACGGCAUCUUGGCAGGGCUUGUUUCCAUCACCGCACCGUGCGGGAACAUUGAAUGUGGCAGUGCAUUCGCCGUCGGGUUCGUCGGUGCCCUUGUCUACCAGGGAUCGUCCAUGCUCCUACAGAAGCUGAAGAUCGACGACCCUGUGGAUGCAAGCCCGGUUCAUGGCUUUUGCGGAAUCUGGGGUGUGCUGGCUGCUGGUUUGUUCGACUGGGGCAAGGGCUUCGAUCACUUCCAUGGCUGGAGUGGCUGGGGUUGCAUGACGGAUGACAACGGCGCCUGCCAGACGGGCAUCAACGGUUCAGCCCUCGGUGCACAAGUCAUCCUGAUUCUCAUGGUGAUCGCCUGGGCCGGCACGAUCUCGGCCUUGACCUUUGCACUUCUGAAGUGGUGGGGAGCUUUGCGAAUUUCUGAGGACACCGAGGACAUGGGCCUCGACGCCAAGGCGCACUCGCCUCCAAAAGCCUAUGCCUUCUCUGCUUGA
Symbiodinium sp. CCMP2592 is the source of this 3060-nucleotide messenger RNA. The record is from the annotation of a GenBank genome assembly. Lineage: Eukaryota; Dinophyceae; Suessiales; Symbiodiniaceae.